AUGUCGCGUGUUGUUCGAUUAAAUCCAAUUAAACCGGCUGAAAAUUCAGCCAUCGGAGUUUGGCUAGGGACAGGAGAAAACAGGAGCGUGGAUUACAUGAUUGCCAGGCACGGCCGAGUUCUAAUAGCCAAGUCAGUUAGACGAUACGGAAUUAAGCUGGAAAGUACUCGGCGAGUACCGGGACGCUGGUUAUACCGGGCCUAUAGAGCUCUAAACAGCGACAAAAGGAUACCGAGUGGGCGACGAGCAUUGAAUGUACGAGAAAGGAUUGUAUGCCAGCGAACGCUGCUGACGAUGGUAGCGACGUCGUUUCUGUUGCUCUUGCCGUAUACCUACGCGUCGCGUACCUAUGUAUGUGGCCUGCUUUCGCGUACUUAUCCUUUCCACUCGACCAGCCUUGACCUUGCGUACCUCCCAAAAUCAUCGAUGACAAAGGAGAUCCUUUUUGGGAACGAUUCGAAAAAUCAAAGAUGGCAGAAUGAGAAAGUAAGGACACGCGGGGGGUGUAUGUUAGCUAUGGUGGGGUGGUACGUGCAAGGACCGCGAGUAUUGGUAGACACAGAUGCGAAGGGUGGUUGCAGGUUGAUAGUCAAGACUGCCUUCAGAUUCCAGAGUGAAGCAUUGUGUCCCGAACGCGCAUUGUCCUCCCGUCACCGGGAACUCGACAAUGCCGAAAGCACCGUCGAAGAAGUCGAUGGUCAGCGAACAGCGAGGCACUGUCGGAUCGGAAGUGAACGUCCUGGGGACCGGAUACAAACAUUAGGGGUUGGCGGGCGGUCCUCUCGUUGGGACUCAAGUUGCCGAGCAGCCGGACAACGCGUGGUCGCCGGACAAAGCUCUUCUAAUUGUCCCCAUCAACGACGAAGAAUGGACCGCGGGCCUGCCGCUGACAAUUUCAUUUGUAAUUUGCAUAAGGCUUAUUAA
Osmia bicornis bicornis is the source of this 924-nucleotide messenger RNA. RefSeq lists its product as uncharacterized. The record is from RefSeq and is a predicted model, not a curated record. Lineage: Eukaryota; Metazoa; Arthropoda; Insecta; Hymenoptera; Megachilidae.